Molecule: messenger RNA, 1287 nt
Organism: Hydra vulgaris (swiftwater hydra)
Lineage: Eukaryota; Metazoa; Cnidaria; Hydrozoa; Anthoathecata; Hydridae
Product: uracil phosphoribosyltransferase homolog
Cellular component (GO): cytoplasm
Molecular function (GO): ribosylnicotinamide kinase activity
Source: RefSeq, a predicted model, not a curated record
UUAAAUAUAUAAAAAAUGUCAGCAGAGAACUUGCAUAUGAUAGUUUUGCAGACAUCUAAAACCAAUUAUAUAAAUAUGAUUUUGGAAGAUAUUCAAAAAGUCAAUGAACCUAUAAAAUCUAGUGAAAUCUUAGAGACGAAUAGGGAAAAAAAAGAAUUGCUUAAUGAGUAUAUAUGCUGCUUGCAUAGAAAUGAUAAGUCAAACAACAAGUGUAUAACUGUUAGUCCUCCGUCUCAUGGAAAGUUUGUUAUUAUGAAAAUAAAUAACCAGAUCAGAGAACUUCAAACAGUUUUAAGAGACAAAACUACUUCAAGAUCUGACUUUAUUUUCUCAGCUGAUAGGCUGAUUCGUUUGGUUAUUGAAGAAGGAUUAAAUCAGCUUCCUUUUAAAGAAUGCAGUGUAACAACUCAAUCUGGUGAAAAUUAUAUUGGUUGCGAAUUUUUUAAAGGAAUUUGUGGAGUCAGCAUAAUAAGAAGUGGAGAGGCAAUGGAAAAAGGUUUGCGUGAUUGUUGUCGAGGAAUACACAUCGGAAAAAUUCUAAUGAAUAAAGAUGAAGAAUCAUUUCAGUAUAAGGUUAUCUAUGCAAGGUUUCCUAACGACAUUCAUAAAAGAAAAGUGCUUCUAAUGUAUCCGCUUUUGUAUAGUGGUGACGACAUAGCUCUAGCUGUAAAAGCGCUGCUUGAGUAUGGUGUUAUUGAAGAAAAUAUUUAUGUUCUUACGCUUUUUGCGACGCCAUUUGGCGUCAAUGCACUCUACAAGCAACAUCCGAAUAUUUCUAUUUUAACUACUGAAAUGCAAUGCGAAUUGCCAAAUCAUUUUGGAGAAAUUUAUUUUGGAACGAAUUGAAUCUUGUUUUGGUUGAUAUAUUUUUUUAAAACAUCAGAAAUUUAUGAACUUUGUGAAUAAACAUAAAAAUAAACGCAUUAAGCGUUGCAAAUCUUUAAAUAACUUUAAUUAGUUAAGAGAAAAUUGGUUUUAAGUUUUGGGAAUAGCAAUAGAUUGCGUGAUUUUGUAUGGUAUCGGAAUCGAGCUCAAAAGGAUUUAGUGUUAUAUAAUGAUUCUUAUACUUCAGCAUAUUAGAAUACUAUAAAAAAAAACUUCUAGAAAAUCUAAAAUAGUAAUAAAUAAAAUUGGGUCAAUAUUGUAAUCGAUAACUUGGUUUUGCACGAUUUCUGAUGAUCAAAAUCGAGACCGAUUUUCUUGUAACUAAUAGUAAUGUAAACUAAUGCAUUAUUUUUUAUAACUGCUUUUUAUGCGGUUACUUUUAAAAAAUUAUUUUUUAUCAGA